Molecule: messenger RNA, 1311 nt
Organism: Cebus imitator (Panamanian white-faced capuchin)
Lineage: Eukaryota; Metazoa; Chordata; Mammalia; Primates; Cebidae
Gene: KCNRG
Product: potassium channel regulator
Biological process (GO): protein homooligomerization; negative regulation of delayed rectifier potassium channel activity
Cellular component (GO): endoplasmic reticulum
Molecular function (GO): protein binding
Source: RefSeq, a predicted model, not a curated record
AUGCAUGAGGGAAGAAUAAGUAGUCAGGAACUGGUCACUUUGAAUGUGGGAGGAAAGAUAUUCACAACAAGGUUUUCUACGAUAAAGCAGUUUCCUCCUUGGUUAGCAUGCAUGUUAGAUGGCAGAGACCAAGAAUUCAAGAUGGUUGGUGGCCAGAUUUUUGUAGACAGAGAUGGUGUUUUAUUUAGUUUCAUCUUAGAUUUUCUGAGAACUCACCAGUGUUUAUUACCCACUAACUUUUCAGACUAUCUUAGGCUUCAAAGAGAGGCUCUUUUCUAUGAACUUCAUUCUCUGGUUGAUCUCUUAAACCCGUACCUGCUACAGCCAAGACCUGCUCUUGUGGAGGUGCGUUUCCUAAGCCAGAACACUCAAGAUUUUUUCAGGGUGUUAGGCUCCUGCAGCAAAACAAUUGAGAUGCUAACUGGGAGGAUUACAAUGUUUACAGAACAACCUUCAGCACCAACCUGGAGUAGUAACUCUUUCCGUCCUCAGAUGACAUUACUUCCACUGCCUCCACAAAGACCUUUCCAUGACCUGGUUUUCCAGUGCAGCUCUGACAGCACUACUGAUAACCAAACUGGAGUCAGGUAUGUUUCUAUAAAAUCUGAUAACCGAAAAUUGGCCAAUGGAACAAAUGUCCUCGGCUUCUUGAUUGACACUGUAUUAUAGGAAGGCUUUCGUUUGGUCAGUACUAGAACAGUAUCCUCUGAAGACAAAACUGAAUACUAUAGCUUUGAAAGGAUUAAAAGCCCUGAAGCACUCAUCAUCAAUGAAACACCAAAAUCAGAGACUAUCAUCAUACCAGAAUAAUCUCAGAUAAAUAAAUGAAGUUGUCUGUUCUCUUUUAAAGAGAAAUUUCCAUUUUUCUUGUUUCAUUACAUAUUUAGGGCAUACAUGUUAGCCAAAUCUAUACUCAGGCCUAACUCUUGGCUUCAUCUGCUACCAUGCAGUCUCUGGGCAGCCAGGCCCCAACUGUGCUUAAGCCAUAAUGAUUGCUGCUCUCUAGACAGCUCCAUGUAGUUGGUGCUUUGAUAUAUGUCCUACCUUCAAUAUAUCUUUCCAUUGUUCUUCUUCAUGAACACUUACGAGCAAAGAUUACACCACUGCACUCCUGCCUGGGUGACAGAGCAAGAUCUGUCUAAAAAAAUAAAAAAAUAAAAAAAAAAUGAUCAAACUGAUGGAUACCCUAAGUACCCUGACUUGAUCAUUACAUAUUCUAUGCAUGUAACAAAAUAUCACAUGCACCCCAUAAAUAUGUACAAAUAUUACAUAUUUGUAAUAUUUGUUGGGCUUCCCAUAUUUUCUCACUUA